AUGCUUCAAAGCAUUAUUAAAAAUGUGUGGGUCCCCAUGAAACCUUACUAUACUGAAGUUUACCAGGAGAUCUGGAUCGGAAUGGGGUUGAUGAGCGUCAUUGUUUAUAAAAUCAGGAGUGCUGAUAAAAGAAGUAAAGCUUUGAAAGCUCCUGCACCUGCUCAUGGUCAUCACUAACCAGCCUCACUUGGAGCACACAAGAGAUGGGCCUGUAGAGCUAAGCAAAGCUGUGUCACAUGGACUGUCCCUGUG
Molecule: messenger RNA, 252 nt
Organism: Nycticebus coucang (slow loris)
Lineage: Eukaryota; Metazoa; Chordata; Mammalia; Primates; Lorisidae
Product: ATP synthase subunit ATP5MPL, mitochondrial
Exons: 1
Coding region: 1-177 (58 amino acids)
Cellular component (GO): mitochondrion
Source: RefSeq, a predicted model, not a curated record